This is a messenger RNA of Papaver somniferum (opium poppy), 1329 nucleotides long. RefSeq lists its product as uncharacterized. The record is from RefSeq and is a predicted model, not a curated record. The transcript has a single exon. Lineage: Eukaryota; Viridiplantae; Streptophyta; Magnoliopsida; Ranunculales; Papaveraceae. The coding region runs from base 1 to 1329 and encodes 442 amino acids. Gene Ontology annotation, molecular function: catalytic activity.
AUGCAGAUUCUUUCUUGGAAUGUUAGAGGAUUGUGUUCUAGAGAUAGAAGAGUUGUUGUGAAGAAAGUAAUACAACUUUAUAAGGCUCACAUCAUCAUUCUUCAAGAGACUAAGAUGAUGCACUGCACAGAUUUUGAUAUUCAACAACUUUGUGGAAGUAAUAACUUUAGGUGGACUUUCCAACAAUCUGUUGGUAGUUCAGGAAGAAUGAUCAUUUUGUGGAAUAAGGAUAUUUUGGUUGUGAAUGACUCCCUUGUAGGUGAUUAUACUCUCUCUAUUGCUUGUACAGACAUAGCAGAUGGUUUCCAAUGGAUCUUAACUAAUGUGUAUGGUCCUAAUAAACAUCAAGAAAGAUGUUGUUUUUGGGAAGAACUAGAUAAUGUGUGUAGAUUAUGGGAUCUUCCUAGGUGUAUUAGAGGGGAUUUUAACACAGUUCUUUGUUGUGGUGAGAAAAAGAACUGCUCUAAAGUAACCAAGAGUAUGAAGAGUUUUGCUAGCUUCAUUGAGAAACAUGAGCUAAUUGAUCUUCCUCUCAAAGGUGCUAGGUAUACUUGGUCCAACAAUCAAUCUGUUCCUAUCAUGUGUAGGCUUGAUAGAUUUUUGCUCUCUCCUUCCUUUGAACUCAAAUUUCCUCUUGCCUCUCAACUUGCAAAACCUAGACCAACUUCUGAUCAUAUUCCUUUAAUUCUUGAUCUCUCUGAUCCUUCUUGGGGACCUAGCCCGUUUAGAUUUGAGAUUCUUUGGUUUUUGGAAAAUGGUUUUGUGGAAAUAUUGGAAAAUUGGUGGAACUCUUUCUGUUUUGUAGGUACACCCAGUGAGAUUUUUUGGUUAAAGCUAAAAGAACUGAAAGGUUUACUCAAGGUGUGGAACAAAGAUACUUUUGGCCGUACAACAACCAAACUACAGAAUAUUUUGUCUGACAUUCAAGUGAUAGACAGUGUUUCUGAAAGUGUUUGCUUGUCACAAGAUCAAGUCAAUGCAAAGAUUAGUCUACAAGCUGACUUUGAGAAAGUGACUCUUAUGGAGGAGACUGCUUGGAGGAUUAAAUCAAAAUCUAAGUGGAUCAAAGAAGGAGAUAGGAACACUGCUCAUUUCAUGAGAAUUGCUGCUGCAAAAAGGAGGUACAACAGAAUUAGACAAUUGUACAUCGAUGGAGUUAUGAUAUCUGACAAAACAAUUUUGCAGGAACAUAUUGUAGCCUUUUAUAGAACUUUAUUCACUGAAGAUAUGCUCAUAAGACCUGAAUUAGAGGGAAUUAAUUUUGAUCAAAUCAACUCUGAAGAGGCAACCAUUCUUGAGAGUAAUUUUACUGAAGAUGAAAUUUAUUGA